Molecule: messenger RNA, 910 nt
Organism: Daucus carota subsp. sativus
Lineage: Eukaryota; Viridiplantae; Streptophyta; Magnoliopsida; Apiales; Apiaceae
Product: auxin-induced protein AUX22
Exons: 3
Coding region: 151-723 (190 amino acids)
Biological process (GO): regulation of DNA-templated transcription
Cellular component (GO): nucleus
Molecular function (GO): protein binding
Source: RefSeq, a predicted model, not a curated record
UAUAUAUAUUUCUUCAACUGACAUUGUUGUUUUUGUGAUCCUAUCUUCUUCUAUUUCCAUCCUUAUAAAUGCAACAAUAUUGCAUGAUACAUUAUUUUCCAACACAUAUAACUAACUAGUAAGUCUCGGAGUGAGUUCGGGAUAUUGGCCAUGUCGGAAGCGGUAGGGCUUGAGCUAAGGUUAGGAUUGAUUCCGUGGAGUGCUGAUAAAAACCGCGGUGAGUGUAGUGAUGGUAAUGCUAAGAUGAUGAAGAAGAAGAAGAAGAGGGCUUUUGCGGAGAUUAUUAAUAAUGUUAGCAAAAUGAGUGGUGAAGAUGGUGUGGUUGGAUGGCCACCCGUGUGUUCAUACCGCAAGAGAGUGAGUGUGAGUAGCGGCUUGGGCAAAAUGUACGUUAAAGUAGGCAUGGAUGGUGCGCCCAUUCUGCGAAAGAUUGAUUUGAGUGUACACAAAGACUACGCUCAUCUUAGCUUGGCUCUUCAGAAGCUCUUUGCGUCUUUUAGGCUCGGUGACGAGUUGAAGGAUGGCGACGGCAAUGAAUAUGUUACUAUUUAUCAAGACAGGGAUGGGGACUGGAUGCUCGUCGGAGAUGUCCCCUGGGAGAUGUUUACUAAAUCAUGCAAGAGAUUAAGAAUAAUUAAGAGAGCAGACAUCAAGGACACUGGACUUCAUUUCAUCAUGCGGAAUGAUGCCUCACCAAAACAACGAUCACAACUUAAUGGAUAACUUUCUGUCCACAACUUCUUUAUACCAGACCAAGAGAUUAAUAUCUUUUAAUCUUGUUAAGAAUUAAUUGCUGGGAUGAUGAUACUUGAUGCAUUUUACAGAAGCUGAAAUUGCGAACGAAUGACUUGAAUUGUGUAGUAUGAUGUGAUAUAUAUGAACCCAAAACGAAUUUAUUUUUCUUAUAUAA